Molecule: messenger RNA, 165 nt
Organism: Gongylonema pulchrum
Lineage: Eukaryota; Metazoa; Nematoda; Chromadorea; Rhabditida; Gongylonematidae
Source: the annotation of a GenBank genome assembly
AUGAAUAAGCCAACUUUGGAUGAUCGAACGAUUCGAAUUGAGCUGCGUAAGAAGCAAAAAGGCUUUCUUGGAUUGAGUACAUUGGGUGGACGAGUUGUGGAACUGCAAGAACAGCCAGUAGCAGAUGUAAGUAUUUUCGUUUGGUUUCGACUCCAUUGUUGUUGA